Messenger RNA from Mobula hypostoma (lesser devil ray), 11938 nucleotides. It is a transcript of the gene usp44, whose product is annotated as ubiquitin specific peptidase 44. Gene Ontology annotation, biological process: protein deubiquitination. Lineage: Eukaryota; Metazoa; Chordata; Chondrichthyes; Myliobatiformes; Myliobatidae. Gene Ontology annotation, cellular component: cytoplasm. The record is from RefSeq and is a predicted model, not a curated record. The coding region runs from base 85 to 2145 and encodes 686 amino acids. Gene Ontology annotation, molecular function: zinc ion binding; cysteine-type deubiquitinase activity. The transcript has 6 exons.
GUGAAAGAUGGCGGCGUUGUGAGAGGAAGUUUAUCAUGUUGGAUGUUUAUCGUCGAACUUCCAGAAUGGUGUUGCCUGUAAUUGAUGGAUAAGUGCAAGCACGUAGGGCGGCUACGGCUUGCCCAGGAUCAUUCAAUUUUAAAUCCUCAAAAAUGGCACUGUGUGGAAUGCAAUACCACAGAAUCGAUGUGGGCAUGUCUCAGCUGUUCAAAUGUUGCUUGUGGACGAUACAAUGAAGAACAUGCACUCAAACAUUUUCAGGAAAGUAAACACCCCGUGGCCUUGGAAGUAAAUGAACUGUAUGUGUUUUGUUAUAUAUGUGAUGACUAUGUGUUAAAUGAUAAUGCCACAGGUGAUCUAAAAUUAUUGAGGAGCACAUUAAGUGCAAUUAAGAGCCAAAAUUAUGACCGUACAACUAGAAGUGGUAGGACUUUGCGGUCAAUGGCAGGUGGCGAUGACUCUUACCUUUCUCGGGGAUGUACACAAGCACAGCUGCGAAAUGAAGAUAGGAUGUUCACAGCACUUUGGCAUCGGCGUAGAUCGCUUUUGUCUAAAAUUUUCCAGUCUUGGUUUGCGCUGACACCCACAGGCAAACUGAGACUUGUAGAAGAGCGACUAAAGGAGGAGGCUGAAAUUAAAAGAGCAGAUGCCAGAAAAAGACGACAAGAGCUGAAACGACGGCUGUGUGAAAAGUUUUCAAAUUUGCCACCAUGUAAGAGUUCACGUAUAAAAGAACCCCCUCGUUCCAAUGGCCAGUCAACUGAAUAUGCAUCUGCAAAAUCUCCAGCAGUAACAGCUGGCCUUUCUUCAGGUACAGUUAGAUUUAAAAAAAUUGGUGAUUCUCCCAUUAAACGGAGGCCAACCGUCACACCAGGUGUGACAGGACUGAGGAAUUUGGGUAAUACUUGCUAUAUGAACUCCAUUCUACAGGUGCUUAGUCAUCUGCAAGUGUUCUGUGAAUGUUUCUUGGAUCUUGAUUUAAGUCAUUCCCAAGACUUGCUGGCUGGUACAGCAAAUGGGAAAACCAGGUCUUCUAGCAAGCAAUAUUUUGGUGACGUAAGUUCAAGUUCAUCUCUGGAUAUGGAAAAGAGUCUGAGGCGACCCAGUUUUUCUGAAGGCUUAAGUGGGGGAGCAUCUCAGAGCCAAAGUAGAGAGCUCAUUCAACGAAAAGAGCCUAACUCAAAGCAUAUUUCUCUCUGCCAUGAGCUCCAUACACUUUUUCUAGUCAUGUGGUCUGGCAAAUGGGCAUUGGUAUCUCCCUUUUCUAUGCUGCACUGUGUCUGGCGACUUAUUCCAACAUUCCGUGGAUAUGCCCAGCAGGAUGCUCAGGAGUUCCUCUGCGAGCUGUUGGAUAAGGUUCAGCAGGAGUUGGAAGCUUCAAGAACAGUGUAUACACCAACGAUUCCUAUAUCACAGCGAAAACUAAUCAAAAGAGUUCUGAAUGUGAUUAACACCAUUUUCCAUGGACAGCUACUCAGUCAGGUUACAUGCCUUACUUGCGACAACAAAUCCAACACAAUUGAAUCCUUCUGGGACCUUUCUCUAGAAUUUCCUGAAAGAUACCACUGCAAUGGAAAAGAAGAUGCUUCCCAAUAUCCUUGCUUGUUGACAGAAAUGUUAGCAAAAUUCACAGAGACUGAGGCCUUGGAAGGGAAAAUUUAUGCCUGUGACCAAUGCAACAGAAAGCGCAGGAAGUCCUCCUCUAAACCCUUGAUCCUAACAGAGGCGCAGAAACAGCUAAUGAUCCACAAGCUACCUCAUGUUCUGCGUCUGCACCUCAAACGCUUUAGGUGGUCAGGUCGCAAUCACCGUGAGAAGAUAGGAGUCCAUGCCAGCUUCGACCAGGUAUUAAAUAUGGAACCAUACUGCUGCCGGGAGUCAACUGGAGUCCUUGGGGCCAAUUGCUUCAUGUACGAUCUGGCUGCUGUGGUCAUGCAUCAUGGAAAGGGCUUUGGCUCAGGACAUUAUACAGCAUAUUGCUACAAUACAGAUGGAGGAUUGUGGGUCCACUGUAAUGAUUCAACUGUGACGAUCUGUACUGUGGAUGAAGUUUGCAAAGCUCAGGCCUACAUCCUCUUUUAUAUCCGUCGACUCCCUCAUGGCACUAAACUACCAUCACCACCUGCCUCACCUGGUAAUAACUGAACACCAGCAACACAAUUGCAGCUUGUAUACUCAUUAUAACUACUUUCUCAACACAGUCCUAGCCCAAGGAUUUUGUGGAUAUGCAUUUUAUGGAUGACUACACUGUCGGACUUUCCUUUUUGAAAAGGUGCAUAGUUACUAGUUUUAUAGUGUUUUUAUCAAGUAAUUAUUUGGGUGUCAAAAUAAAUGCUUUCAAUUGCUUUACAUGAAAUAAUCAUCCUAUAAUAAUUAUGUACAUACAAGACAGCAUUUGUAAUUUUCAUAUCUGGUAUGUGGAAUUCAAUGGAUCACUAAUGGAUACCUCAUACCGUUGGAUAGUUUAUUGUUCGGUGUAACAGUGUUAAUAUUCUAUUUAGUCAGUCUUUUAGUUCGGUUCUCCAUUGAUCUGACACGUCUGCUUCAACAAUGUUUACUGAUUAAUUGUAUUAUAAUGGUCUUUGUGGAAUCUGCAGUGAUCCUCAGUUUUAAAUCUCUAAUAUUUUAUCUGCAACAUUAAGAUCUCAUAUUGAACAUGCACCUUUAUCCAUUAAUGUGACCCCUGCCCCAGACUUCAAAAUGGAAAAGUAAUGUUUAAUUUUAUUUCUAGAUGAAAUGAGGGUGAUAGUUGUGCUUCAGCUCUGCACAGCUGUGGCGAAAAUACUUUUGGAGGGUUAUGUCAGUUUUGGAUUCUGUAGCUUGUGAAGGCCUUGAUAAAAUGCAGCAUAGACUUACUGUAGAAAUUAAAAAACACAGGAUAAACUGUUAAUAUCCCUUGUGCCAAUGGGUCGUGAACACUUGCUCGAGACUGCCUUGUUGUUGGGUGUGGCACGGUUGACAUGCAGGCUUUUCAAGUGGGCACCCUCCUUCCUUGAUGUUUCAUCAGUUAAGACUGAUUUAUACUUGUGCGUCAAAUUGACGCCAUAGUUACAGCAUAGCCGCGAACCCUAUGCAGAUCCCUACACCGUAGCCUGACACACACCUCUCCCAAAAUGUAACCACGCAUCGCGGCAACGCAAACCGCAACAACUGUGAUUGGUCUGCUUGGUAGCAUUGCAUUUCCUCCUACGCCGCAAUAGCUUCCCAUUGGGCAACUGAAGGGCAGGGAAGCUUUCCAUAAAGCUCUAUAGACCUCCGAAAUUAUGGAAUUUCGCUUUUAUGAAAAAAGACGUUUGCUUUAAACUUGUUUACCCCAAGAAAGACUACCAUGACCAUGAAGCCUUGCACAGGCAGGUGUGUGCGCAUGCGUGAUGUGUGCGAAUUGCAGGGCGAUACAGACACACCAACGCACAAGUAUAAAUGCUCGCAACGGCCUAGCCCACUUAGGUAGGCUACGGAGUAAGCUGGUACGCACAAGUGUAAAUCAGCCUUUAGGCCACUACAUCUCCAGAGGUCUCAACAGUGACUUCUGAGUCCCAGAGUCACCCCUCGUUGUGUCCUCCCACUCUUGAUGCUAUCUUGGAGCCCAGGGAGGUCUUUUCACUUGACCCAAAGCUAUUGACUACUUCUUUCUGCGGCCUCAGUGGCUCUGAUGGUUUGCUGUAGAGUCUCACCAUGGAUCCCUAGCUCCUUCAGCAACUUGAUGGUGGAUGUGGCUAUAAAUCCCCGACAACCCACAUCCAUAGCACAAACUUUGGUUUCCCUGCCACUGAAUCCUCCCACAGGACUGUGUUUCACGAUGUAGAUCAUCUGUAAUGUUGGUGGUAGCAAUUUCUGGUGGAAAGGUGAGUUGUUUAUUGACAUCCUCCAGCAUUUUCCAGUCAUGGGCCAUGUUCAUCGGUCCUGUUUCUGGCUUAGUGGGGAGAUUAGUUGGUCUGUUCCCUCCCUCCCGGAUGAAUGCUGCUGAUGUCAGAGCGUUAGUUAUCCUAGGGGGCAGUGAGGUCGUUGCUAUCCUCUUGGUCUCAGUUGGUGUUGCCAGGCUCUUCAAGACCUGGUUCUGACGCCACAUGUAUCUGCCUUGUGUGAGGCUGGUUUUGCAGCUUACCAGGAUAUGAUUGAGGGUUGCCGGAUUCGGGCACAGGGAACAAGUUGGGCUCUCACCGAACCACUAGUGAAGGUUUCUUGUGAGGGAAGCACAUCAAAUGUAGCUCUGAUGAGAAAGCUAAGUCUGUUUGCUUCAAUCUCCCAUAUGUCCUUCCAGGUGACUUCCCUCCUCUCACUGUUUUCCCACUGCAUCCAUUGCCCCUGCUUAGCCAGGGAGACAGCCUUUGCACUUUUGUCUGACUCCUCUUGUCACCACACUUCCUUGACAACCAUUUUCCUUGCUCUGGAAUUGUGGCCUUGUGCCAGGUGGGUCCACUUGCUGUCAGACCAAAGCCACCCCUGCCCUGUUGGACUUGCCCCACAAUGUCUCUAUCCCUCAGGGCUGCUGUUGCUGCAUCACAUCAGCUGGGGUCCAUUUCCACCCAUUUGAUAAGGUCCGUGCAUGGUCUUGUCAUGUUACUGAUGGUCUUGUCAUGAGAGUUUUUGAUUGUCAUCUGCAGAUAAACUUCAGAAUACUUGGAUUUCUCUAAGGCUGGUGAAAAGUAGUUCAAGGACUCCUUUACUAUAGAGACUGAUGUUACUGUUGCACUUUGGAACACCGAACCACUUCUUUACGAAUGACAUGGUGGUUCGCUCGAGCUUUUUCACAGUUGAUGGUGAGACUUCAUAGGUAGUGAGUGGCCACAUUACCUGGGGUAGGAGUCCAAAUUGUAAGCACCAGAUCUUCAGUUUUCUUGGCAGCAUGGUCUUGUCGAUGUUAUCUAGGCUGUUGGCAAUGUGUUGCUUUAGUUGCAGUACCUGCUUUUUGUCUGUGAGGCUGGCAUUGUACUACCUACCCAGGCUGUUCAGACACUGUUGGAAUUAGGUCAUUGCAGAUGAAGAACUUUGUCUUUCAGCAUUCCCUUGUCUAUAGAGAUGCUUUGUGACUUGCUGGGUUUGAUUUUCAUUCUGGCCCACUUGAUGUUUUCCUGCAGCUUUCCAAGUAGUCACUUGGUGCAUGCUGCAGUAGUGGUCAGUGUUGUUAUAUCGUCCCUGUACGUCCUAGUAAGAAGACCAAGUCCAGCACUUGAUCUUUUACUGCCUCCCACCUACUUUGAAGCCCUGAUAAUAACCUCCAGGGAUGAUAGAAUGCAACCUGUCAUAAUGCCUACUUCCAGUCUCUGCCAUGUUGUGGUAAAAUCUGCUGUUGUGAGGCACAAUUGCAGGUCUUGGAAGUACAAGUUCCCCAGUGUUGUGAUGGGCUCUGGUAUCUGGAAGAAGUCAAAUGCUUCCCAGAGGAGUGCAUGGGGAAUUGAGUGGAAUGAACUGGCGAGGUCCAGGAAGAUCACAUAGAGAUUUUUUUAUGUCCUUCCUAGCUGCUUGGAUCUGGUGCCAUAUCAUGUUUGUAUGUUCCAAACACCUAGAGAACCCUGAAAUUCCUGCUUUCGGUACAGGUGUAUCAAUGUACUUGUUUCUCUCCAGGUAGCUGGCCAGCCUCUAUGCCAUUACAGUGAAGAUGAUGUUCCCCCCCUCAAUGUUCGGAAGACAGAUUGGUCAAAACUGACUGUUCUCUGCAUCCUUUUCUUUUGGAAUAAGGACACCACCAGACCUUCGCCACACUUCGGGUAUUAUUCACCUCUGCCACACUACCCUCCUGAGCCUCCAGAGAAACUGCAAGACGUCCGGUGCGUUUUUAUAAAGUACUCCUUUAGGCCCGAGAGCAGAUGCCGCUCCUGCCUGCCAGAAUCCAGAUGAUAAGUGGGGGGCUGAAUUGGUGAGAUGUCAGAUGGAAUGAUCAUAUGUUCCUGCCUUUUCAAGUUGGUGUAAAUUUUUUCCAGGUACUCUUCUAGUUCCUGCUUUGAUGUUUUCAUCGAAGUUCCACUUUUUUUCUGGUGAGGAGUCCUUUAAUGAACUUGAAGGGUCUACUCCACGCUCUAUUGCGAAAAUAAAUAAAAUUUUAUAAAAACUCGCCCACACAUCUGUGCUGCAUUCCUUGAUGUAGCCACUGACUCUUCCUCUCUUGAUGCUAUGCCUGACCCCAGCUCCAUCCCUCUGUUGUCUUCACUAUCCGCUUUUAACUUUAUUUUUUAAUUACUUUAUUUAACUUUAAAUUUACUUCACUGGAUCUGCACCCCCACCCCCAUCGCUCAGCUGAGAUCUCACCCUAGAGUCCCUUUAGAACAGAAAUAUGGAGAAAUUUCUAUAGCCAGAGGGUGGUGAAUCUCUGGAAUUCAAUGCCACAGAUGGCCAAGUCAUUGGGAAUAUUUAAAGCAAAGGUUGAUGGGUUCGUGAUUAGUAAGGGUGUCAAAGAUUGCAGGGAGAAGGCAGGAGAAUGAGGUUGGGGAGAAAAUAAAUUAACCACGAUCAAAUAGUGGAGUAAACUUGAUGGGCUGAUUCUGCUUCUCUGUCUUGUGAUCUUUGUAUCCCUGUUUUCACGUUUCAGAGAGGUCGAGAUCCAUCAGGUGUUGAGCUUUUCUGUAGCCUCUGUCUCCAUGCUAGUUUCUUUGGUAAGAAAUCUUACCAAAGGAUUUAAGAUCCUUUCUCCUAUCUCCAACACUCCUUAGACAUUCCCUUCUAGCCGCUUAUCCCCCCUCAAUUUUUUCAUUUUCAGCUGCUCGCCUGACAUCAGCCAUAUUGACAUCUCCAAUCCCCUCACCCCAUCCCACUCCCCUGAACAUAUUGCUGUCCACUCUCUGCCCUGAUAGCAACCGCAGCAUCUACCCCACAAUCGAGGAUGGUGGUGUUGUAGUUUGGAGGACUGACCUUCACCUUACAGGGGUCAGAUGGCAGAUCUCAGACACCGCUUCUUACUUACCCCUGGAUCAGAACCUGGCCAACUAGCACCGGACCACCAUCACCCAAACCUUCACAGAUUUAUCACCUUUGGAAAUCUUCCAUCUACCACUUCCAACUUAAUAGUUCCCUACCACAUGAUCCUGUUUUGUGUUCUGCCCUAUCCAUGUAAAGGGUCCUGUGAAGUGUUUUACUGUUUUCAGAAUUUUUUGCACUUGCAUCUGACCGUUCAGUCUGUAUUACUCAAUUACUAGAAACCUGCCUAACUCUUGUCCUGUCGAAGGGUCUCGGCCAAAACGUCAGCUGUACUUUUUUCCAAAGAUGCUGACUGCUCCGAGUUCCUCCAGCAUUUUGUGUGUGUUGCUUAGAUUUCCAGCUUCUACAGAUUCUCUUGUUUGAACUCUUGUAUUGUUUGGGCUUGUGUUUAUAUUUUAAACUCUUCAGUUAUAAUUUGUUCUAAAUGAACAAAUACUUUUUAAAAAUUGAAUAAUUCUUAAUCAACAUCUUAUUCUUUAGGUUGAAUAUAUCAUGCAAUACUGUAAGUUUGGAUAGGAGUUGACGCUGGUGUGCUGUCGCCAUGAUUUGACAAAUGCCCCAUUAGUCCUGACGAAGGGUCUUGGCCCAAAACGUCGACUGUACCUCUUCCUAGAGAUGCUGCCUGGCCUGCUGCGUUCACCAGCAACUUUGAUGUGUGUUGCUUGAAUUUCCAGCAUUUGCAGAAUUCCUCGUGUAUACGUUCCUUGUUUCUAUGUUGUUUCUACAGAGGAAUUAACAGAGGGAAUAACUGGGCUAUUGUUCUGAUGUAGUUUAACGCAGUCCUAGCUUUGCCUUGAAAUACAAGUCUAUAGCUAAGUGAGAAUAAUUGAAUCCUGGUGAAAAUUCAGUGAUAAAUUUAGAUCUUGAAUGCAGUGUGCUGGAGUUAUACUUUAAAUGUUGAAAUGUUGUGCUGUAAUGUAGGAAAUCAUUUUGCAUAUGAUUGUAUAACAAUUAAGAACUAAUAUAAAAACAGAAUAUGCAUCACUGUGGAGAUACAAGCAGAGUUAAUGUUUCAAGCUGAUUACAUUUGAAACACCAGAAAAUCUGCAGAUGCUGGAAAUCCGAAGCAAACACAAAAUGCUGGAGGAACUCUGCAGGCCAGACAGCAUCCUGAUGAAGGGUCUCAGACCGAAAUAUCAAUUGUUUACUCUUUUCCAUAGAUGCUGCCUGGCCUGCUGAGUUCUUCCAGCAUUCUGGUGUGUUGCUUUUGAAAGAAUUUUCUGUUCUUAUUGUAACUCUCCAGCGCUUAGUCAUUGAAUUUGUACAGUACAGAAACUGGCCUUUUGGUACUUUAUCUUGCAGAAACCAGACAGCAGCUCUUGUAGACUGGUGACUGGGAUCAUUUUGGGAAACCAGGAGAUCAUUUGAGAUGCCCAGUUCUUUAAGGUACCCUUCCACUCUUGAACUUUGUUCAAAGUACUGGCUUUAUAGGAAAAAGGGAAGGUACAUUGCAUCCAGAGUUUCUCAUGCCUCUCUGACGUAGUGGGGAACCGCGUACGAGGCAAGUUACAGCAGUGGUUUGCCAUUGCCUUCUGACGGGUGAGUUUCCAAAGAGAUCACCAGCUGGUAACCCAGCACGGAUGGAAAGCGUGCAGGGGAGCCGGCUGGAUUCGAACCCAGGACCUUUUGUCCUGAAGUACGGCACUGAUGCCACUACGCCACCAACCGGGUCUAUAGAAGGGACUGAAAUUCCAUAAAUCUUGUGCAAGUCUCCGACUGUAUCAGUGAGCAUUUGGGUAAUUGUGUAAUAAAGUGAUUAGUGUCAGUGUGAAGUUAAUAAUGAAGGUAGUUUGUUCCUUGUUCCACGCUUUUCAUGUGCAGGGUCCAUCACAAAACACCAGUCCAUUUACUGUUUCAUCUUCUUGAAUUUACAUCUGAAAAGGAAACCAAAUCAUCAUUUGAACUAUUAAGAAUCUGUUUUGGGUCACCUUUAAUUGGGAAAGGUUUUUAAGUCAGUGUGACAUUAUAUAUCUCAAGUAAGAACAUGUGAAAUUCACAGCAGAAAAAAAUGGAGGUCUGUGUUUUCAUAUCAGGGUUCAAAAAAGUGCAACUUCAUCCUUAGUAAUAUAACAUUUAAUGUUUCAACUGUGUUCUUGGUGUGAUUUUUCACCUUUAAAUGUCUGUUGAUAUCUUUUGUGUGCUUUGGAUCAGUAUUUCUACACCAUGCUUUCUCUCUCCAAGUCCUGCUCCAGAUGCUGCUUGACUAUUCAUACUUUUGCCCAACUGAUCUUUAAGCAGUCUAUUAAUCCUUGAUUACUUUCCCCUCUCUCUGCCUCAUUGAUCUUUACCUUCCACCCAAAGUGCCAAGCCUAGGUUUUUGAAACAAAUUCGGAAUUUCUACGAAAUUGCCUAUUAAGGCAUCAGGUUCAUACUAAUAUUUUUACUUUUAUUGAGCACACUGGGAAUUCUAAAGCAUCAUGUUAUAUCAAAUAUUUGAUCAUCUUGUAAAUAAUUCAUGACAACCUGUGAACUUAUUUUUGAGGAUUUUUGGUGGUAUUCCAUAUCUUCUGCAGGCUUGGUAAAGGUCAGAUUAGGUGUUUAUAAAAUUGCAUCAACCAUGCUAAUUUCAUGCUGUGCUUGUUGCUUAGGGCUGUAACUGUGCUACCGUUGGCCUGAUCAGCUGUUGUUGAAACAUCUCUUAAGAACCCAUGUUCAUAUUUCUGUUAUUUUCGUGUUUUAUUACAUAGAAAGCCAUUUCGCCCAGUCUGUGGCAGUUCAAUUCACACACUGCAACUUCCCUAUUCCCCGUUAACCAAGAUUCAAGACUGUUUAAUGUAAUUUCCUUUACACAAGUGUAAGAACAAAAUAAUUUAUUCUAGAUCUGAUGCAGCACAAAAAAUUUAAAGAUAAGGAACACAAUAUUAAUAAAAACACAAUAAAUAUAAAUACGUAGCUUAUAUACAUAAAUUGUAUGCCCACCACCUACUUACACUAUGGGUAUUUCAUGGUGGCCAAUCUGUCAACCAAAUGUGUCUUAAAGGUAAAUGCUGAUUUAUACUUGUGCGUCAAAUGUACGCCGUAGCCUAACGCACACCUCUCCCAAAAUGUAACUACGCAUUGCGGCGUCGCAGACUGCAACAACUGUGAUUGGUCCACUUGGUAGCAUCGCAUUUCCUCCUACACUGCAAUAGCUUCCCAUGGGUGACUGAAGGGCAGGGAAGGAACUCUGGUUGCGAUGCUUUCCAUAAAACUUUACAGACCUCUGAAAUUAUGGAGGACCCUGUGCUUGAUGCCAGUUUGUAGCUAGCUGCUACAGCCUGUUGACUUCCACCUGAAGCUAAAACUCGAAUGGUGAUUGCCAGUCUCAGAGUAUACUGUGCAUACACAGAUGCGAAAUAAAUGGUUGGAGACGAUGAAACAAAUCGUCGAAUCUACCUGCUGACGUCCGAAAAUAUUUGAAAUGCAUUUCCUCGUCCAUGUCUCUCAGUGACCGGACAAGCACAGAAAAUUCACCCUCCUUCAGUUUCAGUCGCCAUUGUUUGAAGUUUGAGUUUCCUCGUGUUGAGUUUCAACACGAAGAAACACAACACAGUGGCAGAGAAACCCCUCCACCAACUAGCAUUUUGGCGGUGAAUUGCAGAGCAAGGCAGAUACAGGCGUAAACUAGUACGCACAGGUAUAAAUCAGCCUUUAACCCACAGGGUCACAGCGAGAAUUUUUAAACUUCACAAAUAGCACUGGAGGUCAGGAUUGAACCCUUGUCUCUGGAGCUGAGGCAUCAGCAUAAUCUGCUAUACCCGUGUUUUUUGCAUUGAUGCUUUCUACAAUUUUAAACAAUGAUCAAGAAGGGUCUUAAUGUUUUCAGUUCUCAUUAAUGAGCUAUUGAAUUCUCUCCUCUUUCUGGGACCAUUGAAUGAUAUGCCUGUUCCAAUUUUGGUGAAAUUUAUUUUGGUCGAAAUACAGUGAGAAAUAUUUUUCUAAAAUGUGUAUCAAAGAGAUGAGAGUUUAUCAUAAGUAUGAUUGUGACAUAAAAUGAGGGAGCAGGGAGUAGUUAAAAUGGGAAAAGAAUGUGUCUCAAAUGUUUUCUACAAUCAAGGUUUAGAUCCAAAGUUCUAUUUUUUGUAAGUGUGGCUCUAACUUGAAUUUUUACAUAUGUGCAACUAGCUUUAAUUGACAAGUUGACCUAUAUCAUAGCAGCAUUUCAUACAGUACAAUAGAGGGAAAAAAAGCUUUUACCCAAUUUUGUUAAAAGAUGAUUAUUCAUUUUGCUAUAUGAAAAUUCUUGGUUGUUGUAAAGCAAUGCUAUGCAAAAUUGUUACUUCAACUUUAGAUACUUUACCUCAAUAAAGUUUUUAAAUAAACGACCUCCAAGUGUUACCUACACUUAAGUCUCCAGAUUGAAAUUUUUGGUUUUCUGAAAGUUCUGUUGUAAUGUAAACAUGAAGCUUUGGAGUGGAACACACUACUGUAACAUUCACAAUAUCUCACAACAUACUUAAAAUUAUACAAUUCUAAGAGUCUUUUGAGGUGGGUUGGUGGUCUGUUGAAGACUGCAUUGCCAUUUCUUAAAGAGAAGCAUUUCCAUCUUGUUUAAAAGUAAUUGCUGUCAAACUGUUUCCCAUGGAUUGGUUCCUCAGUCCUGCCGAAGGGCUUCAGCCAGAAAUGUCGACUAUACUCUUUUCCAUAGAUGUUGCCUGGCCUGCUGAGUUCCUCCAGCAUUUUGUGUGUCUUCCCCAUGGAUUGGAAUGGGUAUGUAUUUGGCAAAUGUGUUCUAUUAUGGAUGAAUGCAAGAUAUUGAUUCUUUAUCCAUUGAGGAACGUGUAAAUUCGAGAGUAACCAAGGUGGUCCAGAGGAUUGAUUAUGGAAUGAUUAAAAAGAAAGUACAUUGUACUGAACUUUAGAACCAGCUAGACCAAAAUUGGAUGGCUCUGAGUAGUUGCUACAAAAGGGCAUGUGAAGAAGAAAAACAUAAUUACAUAGAAAAGAUACCAAAAAUGAAAAGCAAAGAGGGAACAGAAUUGGAUUCUUAACUUAUUACAGAGAAUAAUUGUGUGGUUGACUGCGAUUUUGCAAGAGUGGAAACUGA